Girardinichthys multiradiatus is the source of this 592-nucleotide messenger RNA. Its product is annotated as guanine nucleotide-binding protein G(I)/G(S)/G(O) subunit gamma-5-like. The transcript is spliced from 3 exons. The record is from RefSeq and is a predicted model, not a curated record. Gene Ontology annotation, biological process: G protein-coupled receptor signaling pathway. Gene Ontology annotation, molecular function: G-protein beta-subunit binding. Bases 124 to 330 code for a protein of 68 amino acids. Gene Ontology annotation, cellular component: heterotrimeric G-protein complex. NCBI's taxonomy places the organism in Eukaryota, Metazoa, Chordata, Actinopteri, Cyprinodontiformes, Goodeidae.
AAUCCGGAUGUUCUCAUCUUUGCUUUUGCCACCGCAUUGUCGCCCCAAGAAUCGCUAACGCUCUUUUUUUCUUUCCUUAAAAAAAAAAGGACAAAAUCGUAUUUAAAAAAAAAAAAACCAAGAAUGUCCAGUUCUUCUAGCUUGGUUACCAUGAAAAAGGCGGUGCAGCAGCUCCGUUUCGAGGCGAGCAUAAACAGAGUGAAGGUUUCGCAGGCAGCUGUGGACCUGCAGCAGUUUUGCUUGCAGAAUGCCUUGCAGGAUCCUCUGCUCACUGGAGUGUCCUCCAGCACCAACCCCUUCAGGCCGCAGAAAGUCUGCUCCUUCUUGUGAAAUUACACUCUUCAUUGGCCUUCAAUUAGACGCUACAGGAAAAUGUUGACCUCAGCAAUGGUCCUCAUGCCAAGCCAUUGUACUGCCACGGGACGUGUAAAACACAUUGAAGUCGUUUCAGGAAAAUAAACUAUUAGUAGCAUUAGAAAAAAAGAAAAGUUUUUCUCGUGGCACACUGUGAUUUUUAGAUAAAUGUGCCUUUUUCUAUCAAUCUGUAGUGGCUUUGGACUUUUCUAUUUAAAAAUAAAAACAUUCAUAGCUA